AUGGCGGACUACCGAGAGGCGCCCUUGGCCACUAGGCCAAAAACGUUGGAUCCAAAUGAAUAUUUCAACCUGUCGCCCGAGCAGAGGCGAGCCGAGGAAGCCCGGGGUGCACUAAGAGCGAAUUUGAAGAGGCAGUAUCAGAUGCAGUUGAACAACCCGCACAGAAACGAGCUCAUUGAAGACCCAGCCCUGACACGAUGGGUAUAUGCACGAACCAACCCUUACGCACACUUCAGACCUACAAACAAAACAUCUCUGCUGGGUGCCAUGUUUGGAGUCGCGCCUCUCUUCAUCCUGUACUACGUCUUCAAGACCGACAGGGAUAGGAGGGAGGAGCAGAUUAAGGCGGGAACCUAUGAGCGCAAGUUCAGCUUGUCAUCAUGA
Messenger RNA from Menidia menidia (Atlantic silverside), 384 nucleotides. The record is from the annotation of a GenBank genome assembly. Lineage: Eukaryota; Metazoa; Chordata; Actinopteri; Atheriniformes; Atherinopsidae.